Messenger RNA from Caenorhabditis elegans, 860 nucleotides. It is a transcript of the gene swt-5, whose product is annotated as Sugar transporter SWEET. Gene Ontology annotation, molecular function: sugar transmembrane transporter activity. The record is from RefSeq and is marked reviewed. Gene Ontology annotation, biological process: carbohydrate transmembrane transport. NCBI's taxonomy places the organism in Eukaryota, Metazoa, Nematoda, Chromadorea, Rhabditida, Rhabditidae. Gene Ontology annotation, cellular component: plasma membrane; membrane; endomembrane system. The coding region runs from base 2 to 721 and encodes 239 amino acids. The transcript has 7 exons.
AAUGGAGAUCGACUUGGGUACGGUCUCUGCCUCUCGGCUCUUUGCCAUGUAUACAUCAAAUCUUGUCUGGUCAUUAUUUCUAACCUCUACAGCUCUUCAUGCAGUUGCUUUAAUUACUAGUCCAGUUCAAGCUGUUCAUAAAUGGGUACGAAGGCAAAGCAGUGACAGUGAUACUCCCAUUCCAUACAUUUGUGCAGUUAUUGGGUCUGCACUAUGGCUUCGGUAUUCAAUAUUUCUUCGGGACACAAAGCUUAUCCUUUUGCAGACAUAUGCAGUUUCAAUGCAACUAUUCUUCGUGAUUGCACUCAUUUUCUACCGUACCAAAAGACGAAAGUUAAUUCGUCUAAUGACUGGAAUUGCAGCUGCUCUGUCUUUACUCUUCUUGUACAUUGGUAAUAUGAAUGAUGAAGACGGGAAAGAAUUCACUGGCCGCAUCGCAUCUGGCGCUCAAAUUGCUGGGUCUCUGGUCUGUCCGUAUCUAAUAUACAAAGCAGUAACAUCGAAAUGUAUAGAUUUUGUACCCCUGGCUCCAGUGGUCUUCACGUGGGUAAUGGAGCUCCACGCGAUCGUUUAUAGUAUUGGUAUUGAUGAUUUUUACAUGCUGUUAGCCAACGUGAUCUUCUUCUGUAUGGAUGGUUCACUUCUCUCGAUGUUCUUCGUGUAUCCAACGGAAAAAAAGAAGAAAAAUUUGAAAUCGUCACCAAUUCCAACAGUCAUGUAACCCAGAAUGCUUCGUGUUUUGGUCAAAGCAUCUCAGGUUUUCUAUCAAUUUUCUCUCCAACACCAAUUUAAUGUUGCUUCUCUCUCCUCCUCCCACUCCCAAUUCUCAAUUUUUCGAAAUAAACGGGUACCAGUUCCUU